Babesia bigemina is the source of this 417-nucleotide messenger RNA. RefSeq lists its product as hypothetical. NCBI's taxonomy places the organism in Eukaryota, Apicomplexa, Aconoidasida, Piroplasmida, Babesiidae. The transcript has a single exon. The record is from RefSeq and is a predicted model, not a curated record. The coding region runs from base 1 to 417 and encodes 138 amino acids.
AUGGAAGUUGCAAAUGCUGUAACUUCUGUUGUGAAGGAUGUACUGGUACCAGUUACUGCGCAACAUGUAUCCAGAGAAGCACCACCUAUACCUGUGACCAUGCGGACUGUAAUAUCGUAUGUAACGAAGAUUGUGAUGGACCAUGUUGCCAAAUUAAACGUGCACGCCGUGCAACCGUUAUCGCCGUUUCCAGUGGCGUCAUCCUUUCCAUCAUCGCUCUUAUCAUCCUAUUCCAUUUAUGCAUAUUUUCCAUUUUGCCUUUUGCCCAAGUCCGCGCAUAUAUCGUCCGCAAAUUGCCGUUUUGCAUCGCAUUUUAUAACUAAGUCCGACACUUCGUAUUAUCGCAAUAUCGCACGAUAUUAUAAAAUGAAGCCACACUGCUCGAAUAAUAUCGUAUUAUUCAAUGUUUCCGAGUAG